Fusarium venenatum is the source of this 324-nucleotide messenger RNA. NCBI's taxonomy places the organism in Eukaryota, Fungi, Ascomycota, Sordariomycetes, Hypocreales, Nectriaceae. The record is from RefSeq and is a predicted model, not a curated record.
AUGUCUACGGCACCGAACACACUGUUUCCCGGCGCUGCUCUUGUCACUAGAGCUUUAUCUGGUAUAAUAAACCUGCAGUUCGCAGCCUUCAUUCUCAAUCCUCUACAUAUAUACAAGGCAUUGGUCGCCAAGUGGCUAUUUCUUUUGCCGCAGAAGGAUGUCUCAAGCUUGCGCUAUUCAACAAAGACGGAGGAGGCUAAAGAUGCAGAAGUGUACCUCUUCGAGUCAGACAAGCUUGAUACAGAUCAGGUACUCAAGAACAUGAGCCUUGCCGUUGACCGAUUCGGCCGUAUCGACUAUGCUGUUAACUGCGACGUGUACUAG